GAUGAACCGGUCCGCGUCCGCGUCCACCGCCGACUCGCACGUCCGCUACCUCCGCGACCGGCUCUCGGCCAAGCUGGGCGUGCCCGAGGAACCGGCGGCCGCCCCCAAGACCGUUAGCAGCAAGGCGGCGGAGCCCAAGGCCCGGCGCAAGGCCGCCCCGGCCAAGGCGAAGACCCCCAAGCCCAAGCCGCGGGAGCCGCUCCGACUGUCGCCACCCCUGGCCGCGCCGUCCGCCGUGCGCAGGGUGCUGCGCAAGGCCGAGGACCGGGACGCCAGGGCCGCGGACAGGGUCAAGGUCACCGUCGCGAUCUCGUCGCGGCAGCCCAAGUCGUCCCCCCAGCCCGGCCGCUCGUCGCGGGCGUCCACCGCGUCCACGUCGACCUCGCUGAGGGACGCCGUCCUGUGCGAGGCGCGGCGCCCGGGCUCCAAGACGGGCCGGCACGACGGCUACCCGGCCGAGCCCGUGACCAUCACGCGCAGGUCCGCGUCCGGCACCGGCGCCGCCCAGGACGACGCCGGGGUCCGCAGGCGCAGCAAGCGGCCCCGCCCGGAGGCGCUCGUGUUCUCCGGCGCCGACCCCUCGCCCAGGGUCAUCGCAUCCAAGCGGGCUGCCCUCGGCGCUGUCCCCACGCUCCCGAGAGCCGCGCAGGCCUCACCGCUGAGGUCCCCAAGAACGACGGUCAGCUCUCCGAGGCCCGCCCCUCUGCGGCCCGCCGGCCGGCAUCUGUCGCUGGUCGACAGCAUCCGCGCGCCCUGCAGGCCGAGCCCCCCACGGCCGAGCCCGCCCAGGACCACGACGAGUAGGCCUGCGCAGCCCGCCGUGCGCCACUGGCCUGCGUCCGGGCCCCCGGGUUCUAGCCACUUCUUCGAGCACCUCUUCCUGCGCGACAUGGCCUCCGUCGGCCGGAGCUUGUCCGUGGCCGAGCGGGCCCGGGUGUUCGGCGCCGAGGGUCCUCCGCCCGUCCGGCGCCCGGCGUCCUUCCGGUCGGAGCCGUCGCUCGACGUCUACCUGCAGCAGAAGAAGCCCGUGUCCGAGUCGCGCUUCCGGAGCCUGGACAGGCUGCGGCACUCACGCUCCUCGAGCCCGCCGACCCGGGCCGUGCUCACGGACCGCGACCACGACUUCUACUCCAUGGUGCAGCGCUUCGAGUCUGAAGAGAGGGGGUGCCGCAGCGCGAGCGAGCCUCCCGCCGCCACCCCCGGGCCGCCUCCGCCGCCACUGCCCGCGGACAAGGCGAGCUCGCGGUCGUCGACACUCAGCAGGUCGCCGUCGCACCGCCGCAUCCAGGGCGCGCGCUCUUCGCGCCGACCGGCGCCCGCCCCGGUGGAGGGCGUCCAGGGCGUGCGAGUGGCCGCGCGCAGCUCUGACGAGCCCAAGCGCCGCAGCCUGAGCCUCAGCUCGACGGACGCCGUCAAGGCCGAGCACCAGGACUACCAGGCCUACGUGCUGGAGCUGGUGCACUCCACCAAGAAGUCGGAGCGCUUCCGCGAGCUCAACGAGUUCUACUCCAAGCUGGAGCGCAUGGGGCAGCUCGAGAGGACGGCGUCGACGGGUGACCUGCGGCCUCGGCUCCGCAACGAGGAGAUCAUCGACUACGACCGGUGGCGCAGCGUCCGCACCAAGGAGCGCGCCGAGGAGGAGCUGCAGCACAUCUACCGCCGCCUACGCGAGGACCAGCGCAGCAAGGACCUGCUGUUCAGUACCAAGGACGUGGUGCGCUGGAAGGGCGACCGCGGGCUCCGCGUGAAGGACCGCUCCGUCGAGGACCUGCGCACGCACUUCCGCCGCCUGAGCACCGAGGACGCGUCGCCGUCGCGGCGCGGCCCGCCGGGCCACGACGUCUACAAGCCACUGUGGCGGGGCAACUCUGUCGUCAACCUGGCCAACAGCCUCAAGCGCACCACGGCCUCGCACCGCGGCCGCCCGGUCGUCGGCGAGUUCGUGUCGCGGUCGCUGGACCGGAAGCACCUGAGCCGGCACGAGCAGGUGGGCGGCAUCGGCAACCGCCUGUGGAGCAGCCUGUCGCUGGAGCAGGUCAACGCGCUCAAGAACCAGCUGAGCGAGAUCUACAGCGGCUGCCCCGGGCGUCGGGCGGCGCCGCGCGCGUCCGCCUGCGAGGUGACGGUGAGCGAGGAGGCGCACGACCCCGGGCACCUGUACGUCCGCAGCAACUCGCUGGUCAGCAGCGAGGACCUGUACGCCGAGAUCCUGAUGCGCCGGCAGCUGCGGCGCGCCGAGAGCCUCAAGGCAGACUCGAUCGGCUCGCUGUCCGUGUGGCGCGACGAGGACGACUCCCAGCCUCGGACGAGCAGGGUGGCGCCGGCCGUCGGCCAGGUGCUCAGCGAGGCCGAGAAGAAGCGCCUGUCGCGCACCCUCUGCCAGGAAGUCAUGAGCCGGCGGCGCGCGCGCAGCGUCAUGUCGCCGAGGGAGACCCUGGGCGCGCAGGCCGCCGCCGACGCCAAGGUAGUCGGCAAGUGGACGCCGUCGUCCCCGCGGACCUGUUACUCGCUCGAGCUGUCCGACCACGGCCAUGGCCACGACCUGCUGCUCGUCCUCGACGCUCCGCCCGCCGCUGCCGCGCUGCCACCGCCACCGCUGCCGCCGCCACCGCCGCCGCUUCCGCAGCAGACGCGCAAGCAGGUCAAGGAGGUCAGCAGGCCCGCGGAGCAGGAGGCCCGCGCCGUGUCGGCCAGCGAGACCGAGAGCGCGAGCUCCACGGCGUCCACGCGCACCGUCAUCCGGGUCGACACGAGCUCGGCGCCGGGCUCGGGGCCGGGCACGGCCGCCGUCCAGAGCAAGGUGGAGUACUUCGAGAGCAUGGAGAGCAGCGGGCCGCCCUCGCUGGGCGCCGUCGCGCCUCCCGUGGCCGCGGGCCCCGCCGGCCCCACCGCGGCGCCAGCGGCCUUGGAGAGCAGCCGGGCCAGCUCGGCCGAGCGCACCGACCUGAUCGAUAGGCGGCCUGCAUCGUCGGCUGCAUCGGCGUCGUCCCCUGGUACGAGCCGGCUGUCGAGCUCACAGUCCGACCUGCGGGAGCUGUUCGGCGAGAGCGCCGCGGGCAGGCAGUACGCGGCGGCCCUCACGGCCCCGGCGGCCCCGCGGGCCCGGCCGCCCCCGCCGCGCCACCCGCGCUCCGCCAGCCUGGAGAGCCUGCUGUCGCCCACCGCCUCGCCCGACCCCACCAAGUACUACCGCGCCUACAUCCGCAUGGUGAAGGGCGGCGACGUGCGCCGCCUGGCGGACCGCUUCGAGAGCCUGGACGACCUCACGUACAUGUGCGUGCGUGCGGGUGAGGCGCGUGCCCGGGCGCGCAUGGCCAGGGCGUGCCGCAGCGACCCGGACCUGGCGCGUGCCGGCCGCCCGCACCCCGACCACCAGGUGGUGGUGCGCGGCCACGAAGCCGGCGACGUGGACUGGCUGCGGCGGCGCUACGAGGCGGGCCGCGCCGCCAAGAGGACGGCGUCGUCGCCGGUGCCCCGUCGGCCGCUCGAGGACCGCUUCAUGCCGCACAUCAACGUCAUCAGCAAGACGGCCAGCCUCCAGCGCCGCACCGCCCCAGGCGCCGCUCCCGUCAAGGAAGCCGCCGCCGAGGCCGACCGCGUGCACACGGGCCACGUCGACCGGCUGCGCAGCAAGUUCGAGUCGGAGCUCUCCCUGCUCGGGCAGAUGUUCACGUCGACGCCGGACGUGCACGAGCUCCGCGACAUCGCCCCCUUCCUGGGCUGCCGCUGGGUGGCGCACCAGUACCCUGAGCCCGAGCCGGAGCCGCCCCUCAGCCGGUCCAUGUCGGCCCUGGACGUGGAGCGGGUGCGCUCUCCCGGGCGGCCGCCUGCCCGGCCGCGCCCCGCGUCCGCCUCCCCCACGCGCCGCCAGCCCGCCUCCAUCCUCAAGCAGGCCAGCGUCGUGCCCCCGUGCUGCAGGCACCACCAGGCCGCCGCCGCCGCGCCUACGCUCACCUACGACCGCUUCGCCAACCAGCCCUUCGACCCCGCCAUGCACCGGCCCGUCUGCCGGUACCAGCCCGUGCCGCCGCCGCUGCCGCCCCCGGAGCCGCGCCGCCCCCUGCGGCCGGCGGCCGUGCGCCGCCCCUGGACCGCGCUCGACUACUGGUGGCGGCACUGUACCCACCACCGGCCCACCGUCCACUUCAAAGAGUCGCCCCACCGUUAUGCCGACUCCGAGGUGACGAUCCGCUACCGGUCGCCCGUGUCCGCGGCGCGCGCCCCGGACGCUGGCCGGCCGAUGAGCGAGCAGGAGCUGAGCCGGCGGCAGGCCGAGGCCAUGCGCAGACUCUACCAGGAGGAGCGCCGGCGCAAGUACCUGCACGAGCUGCAGGACAUCAGCUCCCGCCGGCACACCGACAACUUCACGUGAGUAACAUUCGACGGAUUUCGAGGAAUAUGGGGAGAUAUAUCGGGAGACUUGGUUUUGAAAUUUUCAAAAUUUUUCGGAAAAUUACCAAAAACUUCCAGGAAAUAAAGGAAAACUUCCAAUCACUAUGAAAAAUGUCGUCGUAAAUUUACAAUUUUUUUGAAAAUUCGGAUUAUAAUUUAAGCGUAAAUUUACGAGGGCCAAAUUUAUUACUCGCCAAUGGGUUAAGUCACUACUUACUGCAUGUAUUUUUACGAUUUCAAAUUGUAAUUUUACAACUUGCGUCAAGGAAAAUUUUCCUGUAAACCCACCUACUAUUUUUCACAGUGAAAGUCUGGGAACUUGUCUAUUUUUUCCCGGAAAUUUUCCUUCCUUUUUUUCCCGAUAGGAAAAUUUGUGUUUUCUUUGCCAGCGCAUUAAUGACAAUGAAGGGAAGCAGGCCAACGAACUGUGCUGUGUGCGUCUGAAAGCAGAGGCUCGUAAACACAAUGCCGGAUUGCGGAGCACGCCGUCUGGUCUGCCGCCCAGACUGAUUCCGCGGGGCGGGCGGGGUGGGCGUGGGUUGGGCGCACACCCCAACAGCGUCGCUCCAACGCUUCCGUCAGGUGCGCUUUCCCUUUUGAUGGACUCUCGCUUCAUUGUGUUCGUCGUUUGGAUCGUUCUCUCUCUCUCGUGGACCACACACCGGGGGUUUCGAGGAGAAGGGGGGGGGGCACCCCCGGGGAGGGACGCGGUGCUGCUGGAAACCAAACAAAGCGUGUAUAGCCCUUGGGAGUCUGUCGUCCGCUUAUAUACUGCCAUACCGAGGGUGGCCCAACGGUCCAUAGACAGCCCUCUUGUCCCCCGUUUCAUUCUCUGUUUCUGUCUCCUUUAUCGCGAAAAAGUAUAAGAAGGUCAAAAUUUAUCAUUCGUGACACUAAUUUACGUGGUUUUGUGGUUUAGCUCGUCUGUGACAGAGCGAGAGGGAGCGGGA
Frankliniella occidentalis (western flower thrips) is the source of this 5342-nucleotide messenger RNA. RefSeq lists its product as uncharacterized. The transcript is spliced from 3 exons. Bases 2 to 4372 code for a protein of 1456 amino acids. The record is from RefSeq and is a predicted model, not a curated record. Lineage: Eukaryota; Metazoa; Arthropoda; Insecta; Thysanoptera; Thripidae.